Molecule: messenger RNA, 1565 nt
Organism: Chinchilla lanigera (long-tailed chinchilla)
Lineage: Eukaryota; Metazoa; Chordata; Mammalia; Rodentia; Chinchillidae
Gene: B3gnt8
Product: UDP-GlcNAc:betaGal beta-1,3-N-acetylglucosaminyltransferase 8
Exons: 2
Coding region: 165-1352 (395 amino acids)
Cellular component (GO): membrane
Molecular function (GO): protein N-acetylglucosaminyltransferase activity
Source: RefSeq, a predicted model, not a curated record
GCGCUCCUGCCCGCCCCUCUGGACUGGCAGCCGGGCUGGGCUGGCAGCUUGCGACGGGAGGGAGCCGAGGCAGGGCCUGAGCAGAGGCCCGGCGGCGCCGGAGCUGGGAGCUGGCGGGAGCCGGACCCAGAGCUCCCCCGGCAGCCCCCUCCCUGGGCCAGGUCAUGCGCUGCUCCAAGUGUCUGCUCUGCCUGUCAGCACUGCUCACGCUCCUGGGCCUCAAAGUGUACAUCGAGUGGACCUCGGAGUCCCGGGUCAAGGCGUACCCACAACCCCGGGGCACCCUGCCAGACCCCACCGCCGCCAGUGCCGAGCCCACCCUGCCCGCCAACCUCUCCGCUCGCCUGGGCCAAACUAGCCUGCUCCCCUCAGCUUACUGGAACCAGCAGCAGUGGCGGCUGGGGACCCUGCCCAGUGAGGGCCCUGAGACAGGAGGCUGCCAGGCGUGGGGUACCGCCGCCGCCGCCGAGAUCCCUGACUUUGCCUCCUACCCUGAAGACCUCCGCCACUUCUUGCUGUCAGCCGCCUGCCGGAGCUUCCCGCAGUGGCUGCCUGCAGGUGAAGACAGCCAGGUGGCCAGCUGCUCCGACACUGAUGUCCCCUACUUACUGCUGGCUGUCAAGUCGGAACCAGGACGUUUUGCACAACGCCAGGCUGUAAGGGAGACGUGGGGCGGCGCAGCUCCUGGGAUCAGGCUGCUCUUCUUGCUGGGAUCCCCAGUGGGCAAGGGGGGACCUGACCUACGCGCACUGGUGACCUGGGAGAGCCGUCGCUACAGUGACCUGCUGCUGUGGGACUUCCUUGAUGUCCUCUAUAACCAAACACUCAAAGACCUGCUGCUACUGACCUGGGUGGGUCACCACUGCCCUGAUGUGAAUUUCGUCCUGCAAGUUCAGGAUGACGCCUUUGUGCACAUCCCUGCCCUGCUGGGCCACCUGCGGGCCCUGCCACCCACCUGGGCAAGAAGCCUCUAUCUAGGCGAGGUCUUUACCCAGGCCAAGCCUCUCCGGAAGCCUGGAGGGCCCUUCUACGUGCCUGGAUCCUUCUUUGAAGGUGACUACCCAGCCUAUGCAAGUGGAGGCGGCUACGUCAUCGCGGGGCGCCUGGCUCCCUGGCUACUGCAGGCAGCAGCCCGUGUGGCCCCCUUUCCUUUUGGUGACGUCUACACUGGCCUCUGCUUCCGUGCUCUGGGCCUGGUACCCCGGGGCCACUCAGGCUUCCUCACAGCCUGGCCAGCAGACCACACCAUGGAGCCCUGCGUUCUUCGAGACCUGCUGCUUGUACGACCCCUCAGCCCCCAGGACACCAUCCGGCUCUGGAAACAACUUCGGAGCCCCAAGCUCAAGUGCUGACCUUCAUGGGUAGUCGGGGGAGGCAGGCCGGGGCCCCUGACGUCUGCCUGCCCAGCCCCUCCCUCCAGGCCUGGAUGGAGGGCGGGGGUCCUAGAACAGGACUGCAAGAGCACCUCCUGAGCCCUCUCUGGGGAGGGACAGGGCAGACAGGACAAAACAGCAGACUGUUUCAGUCUUGUUUUGUUUUUGAAAAACAUGCACUUCCCACUGUGA